AUGAUGUCUGGUGGUGAUCGUUCUCGUGGAGACGGGGAGACAAGUUGCCCCAGCCCCGCUCGAUCAACGAUGGCAGCUCACAUGGUCACUACAGCACAGAGUCAUUCUCCGUUUGCUUCUGGUCACCAGUUUCUGAAUGCUCAACAAAAUUCUCAUGUCUUUGACCCCGCUGUUGUAAACGCUGCUGCAACCAUUGCUGUUGCUACAGCUCAAGCAGUUCACCAAGCAAACAAUGUUUUUGGACGUCAGACUGCAGCACCAUCCAUGACAUCGGCUCUUGGAGAUAACCGAAGUCAAUUAAUGGGUCGCCAAGCACCGAUGCCAACAAUGGCGCAGAUUGCAGCGAUGCUUUCCAGUGGAGGAAUGCAGGCACCUUUCAAUUCCAAUCAAUCAUCGCUCCAACAAUUCAUGAAUCUGGGAGGUAGUCUGGGAGGUAGCAUGCAAUCUUCACAAUCACAUUCACAGGGACAGGCACAACAAGGGGCAUUGCAAACUGCAUCAACAGUGGCUCCCAGUGCAACUGUUACUUCGGCUCAGGCACAAAAUAUGCAGUCUUGGAGCGCGGAACAACUCGAAAAACAUGUUGCACUGCUGCAUCAACUCAAUCGUCCUGUUCCACAGUACGUUGGACUCCUCCUAACGGAAGCAAGAAGAAAGCAGAAGAAGAAGAAUGCCAAGAGAAUUGCCAAUCGAAGAUCUGCUAGCACUUCAAGAGCUCGAAAAAAGCAAUAUGUCGAGGAAAUGAAGGUUACCAAUGCGCGACUAAAGAGACAGGCUUUGAUUUUAUCGCUCCUUCCCGAUCUCGUGGUGGCAAUCACUACGGAGGGAGAGAUCACCUUUUGCAGUGCUCAAGUCGAAAGAAUCUUGAAACACAAGAAUGAUGAUCUCAUCGGUGCCAAGCUUGGCAAUCUUUUGGUUCCAGCCUCGAGAGAUGAUCUCCGAUCGCUUAUUAGUGAUAUGGUGACAUGUGAAAAGGAACAAUCUCACGGAAGUGCACAGCGAGCAGGAGUGGGCUUGGAAUCCAAGCAUCGCCGCCGCCGUGGCGAAAAGCGAGUGCUAGGCGUAGAUACCGAUAGAACCAAGGCCGUUGCUGGAAAUGGUGAUGGCAACGGUUCUGGGAGAUCUAGCGAAAACACCGGCAGUGCUGCUAUCGUAUCCGACCAAUCCUUUCCAUUAUCAGUGGUAGAAGUGGAUAGCAAGCAAUCAGGAAGACCUGAUAGACUCAACACGGAACGAACCGAACGCUCAAACGAGAACUCGGAUGACUCCACGAACAACAGUGCUGGCAAGGCUCAACUGUCCUCGUUGACUACGAGCAUAACAUCCCCUGCGGUCUCAUCUGGAGACGAAAAGGCGGUACGCCAGGGUGGCUCUCAUGGCUCCAAUGAUAGUUCUGCAAAUGCCAAGCGAGGCACAAGCAGUGAUGACUCAUCCUCUUUGUCUUCGGAUGCCAAGAACAUGUCUGAGGCAAAUGAGAAUUUGAGUCGCAAUGUACGAAGACACAACCAAAAGAUGGAGGAAAACAAGAAAAAGGGCCGAACUUAUGGACCCAAGGACGAUGUCACUGGGGCCUCAGUCACUGCCAACAAUGCUACUGCAAGACUCUCUUCGUUGAAGCAUGUUCCGGAUUUUUCCAAGAUCAAGAGCGAGAAGGCAGCAGCAUACGAAAACAACGGAGACCAGUCAUCCUCGGAUGAAUCCUUGCUUGCGGGUGUGGAAGAAAAGAAGAAGACUACUGAGAAUGCUUCGGACGACUCUGGAUACAGAGAAUCCAAUGACUCGAGAGAAGAAAUGUCAUCCUCGGGAAGUGAUACAUCGAAUUCCAAUGAACAAACAAAGAAAUCAUUGUCUUCGACAUUCAGAAUGUGUCUGAUCCGUCAAGAUCUUACUACAGUCUGGUGUGAAGUAACAUCCUCGGUCCGAGCAAGAAUGACUGGUGAAGAUUCCUUUGAUUCACCAUCGGAUCCCUCUGAAGGACAUCAAGAUCUAGCUCCUACUACUGCGCCAAGUACUACACCACCAAGAGAGGAUCAAUUGGAGAUUCUACUAUGUUUAAGACCUAUCCGGAAUGGAGAGAAGAACGCGGACGAAUCGCAGCGGUUCGUCCCUGUCCAGCGGGCAGACUAUGCCAUGGAUGAUGCCGAUACUCUAGAACGAUUCGUUUCGUCUAGCAGUGAAAACGUCAAGAAGAUGGAGGGCUCCCUUGAAAGUGGGAGUCGAAAUAAUCCAUCACUUAAACGAGCAGUGCCAACCGAAGAAUACAACGUCAAGCAGAACAAGAAGCAGAAGACAGCUGGCAAAGAUAAGCCAUCCACCUUGGAUACCGAACAAGCUGUCGAAACUUUGAUGUUCUUGAACAAAUCAUCGCAAUAA
Molecule: messenger RNA, 2373 nt
Organism: Cylindrotheca closterium
Lineage: Eukaryota; Bacillariophyta; Bacillariophyceae; Bacillariales; Bacillariaceae
Source: the annotation of a GenBank genome assembly